Messenger RNA from Quercus lobata, 522 nucleotides. Its product is annotated as probable mediator of RNA polymerase II transcription subunit 26c. The record is from RefSeq and is a predicted model, not a curated record. NCBI's taxonomy places the organism in Eukaryota, Viridiplantae, Streptophyta, Magnoliopsida, Fagales, Fagaceae. The transcript is spliced from 7 exons. Bases 1 to 522 code for a protein of 173 amino acids.
AUGGGCUUCGUCUCUUGGCAUUUUAAAGAAUGGAAGUGGAAGGAUAUUGUGGAUGAAUGGGUGAAGUUGAAUCAACCUUGGGAACACACAUCCUCUGCUUUAAUGGCUGAUGGACACUCACCUCAGCAGAAAUUUACUCAAAAUGGUUAUCACCAAGUUCCUGAUUUUGCUUACUCUCCAAAUCCACAUAAUGGGAGUUCUAGGUUAGAUAAGAAUAAUUCAGAAUCCGAGCCAAAGUCGAAAGUUAUUCCUCAGAAAGAAGCUCCUCCUCCUAGAACAGCACCUGUAUCUGCCUCAGCACAUCAAAAUAGACAAAGAGAACAUCAACAAAAGGAUGUUGACUCUGAAAAACUGGCUUCAGCAAGAAAAAGGCUUCAAGAGGAUUACAAAGAAGUUGAAAAUGCCAAAAGGCAAAGAACAAUUCAGGUGAUGGACAUCCAUGAGAUCCCAAAACCCAAGAAUGCCUUCUUUGGAAAGAACAAAGGUGGUAGUGGUGGCAGUUCUCACGGGAGGAGCUGGUGA